AUGAGUCCCCUCUUAAGUAGUGGCCCAGACAGCCCGCAACAAGAUCAAGUCAUGGAUGCACUCAUCAUCGGCGGCGGUUAUGCAGGCCUGUCUGCCGCCCUCAGCCUAGCCAGGACUACCCACAAGGUGGCGCUUUUUGAUGAACAUCAGUAUCGCAACGCCAAGGUAGAUUGGAUGCACACCAUUCCAACCUGGGACUCUCGCGACCCUAAAGACUAUCGGGCGGCAGUCCGAGAUGAAAUCUUGUCCAGAUACGACACUGUGCAAUUCGUUGACAGCAGAAUUGAGCGUCUGGAGAAGAUCCCGGACGGAGAGCAGAAGGGUUUAUUCGCGGCUACCGCGGCGGACGGAAACCAGUGGGUUGGCCACAAGGUCAUUCUCGCCUCUGGCUUGCAGGAUGAGUUAUUGGACAUCCUAGGUUACGCGGACUGCUACACACGGGGCAUAUUUCAUUGCAUGGUUCAUCGCGGAAUUGAGGAGCGUGGCUGCAGUUCAGCGGGCAUUCUCGCGGUCGCUGGUGAUGCAUCGGCUUUUGCUGCAACACACAUCGGUGCCCAAGCGCGCAACUACACAGACAAAGUCACUAUCUACACACAUGGUAACGAUGAGCUGGCGGCAGAAUGCAGACAGAAGCUGCUUUCAAGCGGCUUUUCAGUAGACAGUCGCAAGAUUGAACGAUUUGAGAAAUCGCCCAAGAGGGCACAAGUCAUCAUCCAUUUUGAGGGCGGUGCCACCGUGACCGAGGGUUUCCUCGUCCACCGACCCCUGACCAAGCUAAGGGGUGAUUUUGCAGAGCAACUAGGGCUCGAAAAAGAGGGACAAGCACUACUGAAGACGAAGCCGCCGUUCUACGAAACGAGCGUUCCUGGUGUCUUUGCCGCCGGUGAUGUGGCAACACCGUUCAAGAUUUCAACCUUAUGCCUCGCAACGGGGGCGAUUGCGGCGGCAGGAAUUCAAGCACAGAUCAAUGCAAUGAGGCAUAUUAUUUCCACAUAA
Rhinocladiella mackenziei CBS 650.93 is the source of this 996-nucleotide messenger RNA. RefSeq lists its product as uncharacterized. The transcript is spliced from 2 exons. Gene Ontology annotation, molecular function: oxidoreductase activity. Bases 1 to 996 code for a protein of 331 amino acids. The record is from RefSeq and is a predicted model, not a curated record. NCBI's taxonomy places the organism in Eukaryota, Fungi, Ascomycota, Eurotiomycetes, Chaetothyriales, Herpotrichiellaceae.